AUGCCCACAAAAAUGACCAAAGAACUUGCUUCACAUAUCCAAUCAACUCAAGCCCAGGGCGGUAAAGACAUGUCCUCUUCAGGAUUUGCGGCGCGCGCCCAAGGAGCUGGCGAUCGUAAUGCAAACACUGGUGGAGCCGCAGUAGGCCAGGGUACUGGUGGUGGAAAUGCCGGUCAAACUGGAACAGACAAGAAGUAGGACAGGGCGAGAUUAAAACCCAAAAUCUUCUUGGUCCAAAAGGCAAAUCAAAAGUUUGUUUGAUGUCCCGAUUAUUCUGUUUGUUGGCAGCGUUGUGGAAUCGGAUUAUGAACUUUGGAGGAGACAAUGAGAAUGGGUAAUUUGGAUAGGUGAUUGAACGAUUUUGGAUCGGAGAUCCUAGCCAUUCGUUUUGAGAUAGCAAUGCAACGCGAUCAUUGCUAAAUUUUUUGCCUUCAUUUGGCUGCGUGAAAAGUGAUCAAAUGUCUUCAAUACUACUGUUGUCUGAACAUCCAAAUGGUUUCUUAAUUUUGGAAAUGCAUACUCCACCAGCUU
This is a messenger RNA of Botrytis deweyae, 531 nucleotides long. RefSeq lists its product as uncharacterized. The transcript has 2 exons. The record is from RefSeq and is a predicted model, not a curated record. Lineage: Eukaryota; Fungi; Ascomycota; Leotiomycetes; Helotiales; Sclerotiniaceae. Bases 1 to 198 code for a protein of 65 amino acids.